Dendroctonus ponderosae (mountain pine beetle) is the source of this 1684-nucleotide messenger RNA. Its product is annotated as transmembrane protein 184C. The coding region runs from base 185 to 1450 and encodes 421 amino acids. Gene Ontology annotation, biological process: transport. Gene Ontology annotation, molecular function: transporter activity. Lineage: Eukaryota; Metazoa; Arthropoda; Insecta; Coleoptera; Curculionidae. The transcript has 8 exons. The record is from RefSeq and is a predicted model, not a curated record.
UGAGAAUAUUUGUGCGCCAAUGAAGAUUCGGGCGAAAACCGUGCACGUCUAUGCAAUCAGCUGAUAAGCCCUUGACAGCUUAUUGUAAGUAAGUAAACAAACAACAUUUGCAGCAAGGCUUAAGCGACCUUAAUAACUGUUGUAUUGUCUUACUGAUUAAUAGCAAAACUAUGUGAUACGGAAAAUGUGUAACGAACAGUGUUUGGAUUUUUUUUCACGGUGGAGAUUAUGGAUUCGCCCUCUAUUUAUUGCAGCUUAUGCCUUGGCUGCCCUAGUGUUUGUACCUCUGUUUUUGAUAAAAUCUCUUGAAAAUGGUUUUAACAGGCACGAUCUAGAAGUUCUUAUUGCUGGUGUUUUUGUGGGGGUCGCAAUUCCCAUUUCUCUAUGGGAGAUCAUCCAACAUGUAAUACAUUACACCCAGCCCAGCUUGCAAAAGCAUAUAAUCAGGAUAUUAUGGAUGGUGCCCAUCUAUGCCCUGAAUGCUUGGUUGGGAUUGACUUAUCCAGAGGCUUCAGUUUAUGUGGAUAGUGCCCGAGAAUGCUACGAGGCUUAUGUGAUAUAUAAUUUUAUGAAAUACCUUCUCAACUAUUUAAAUAUGGAAAUGGACCUAGAGGCUAGUCUGGAGUGCAAGCCUCAAGUGAAGCACAUUUUUCCGAUGUGCUGUUUACCCAAUUGGGAAAUGGGAAGGCCGUUUGUACACAUUUGCAAGCAUGGAAUCCUUCAGUAUACUGUAAUGAGGCCCCUGACUACUGCCAUCUCAUUCAUUUGCAAGAUAUGCAAUGUUUACGGAGAUGGCCAGUUCAAGUUUAAUGUUGCAUUUCCUUAUCUGGUUCUAAUCAAUAACAUAUCGCAAUCGUCAGCAAUGUAUUGCCUGAUCAUGUUCUAUAAAGCCAGCAAAGCCGAGCUGCAACCCAUGAAGCCUUUGCCCAAGUUUUUGUGCAUUAAGGCUGUGGUUUUCUUCUCGUUUUUCCAAGGAGUGCUCAUAGCGUUUUUCGUCUAUACUGGAGCGAUCAGUUCUUCAGAACCAGACAUAGAUGGUGUGUCUUUAUCUACACGCCUACAGGAUUUCUUAGUCUGCAUAGAAAUGUGCCUUGCAGCGAUUGCACAUCACUAUAGUUUUUCAUAUUUACCCUACGUUAGUCCUGAAACAAGGCCGCAAACGUGCUGCAGUGCCUUUUUGGCCAUGUGGGAUAUCUCAGAUGUUGGCAGAGAUGUGCAAGAACAUCUGGGAAUAGUCACUUCGUCUAUAAGUAGACGGAUCAGAGGCCGUAGCAUGUACUCAAUUCCGCGUGGGAAUGACGAGUAUCAGCAUUUGGUGUCUCCUCGAGCCGGCCAAAGUGUACCGGCAGAUUUUUAUCAGAAUUUUGAUGAAGUUGUAGUAAACUAUGGCACAGUUAAUACACAUCCUGUGCAAACUCACAGCGCUGAAACGCGAACGAAACGUGUUUAAUAUGGACUGACUAAACCCCUAUGUUUCGGAGUUACUAAGUAGUUCCACUUAAUUUUUAUAUUUACUUUAUUAUACCAAGAGUUUAUGAAGGCGUUGGAGUAUUGAUUGAGUAGGAAACACAGGGGGUUGCAAAGGUUUGUUGAUGUGUUCCAGUCGAAGUACUCUUUUUCCCCCAGUUUUUUAUUUUUGCAUGAAUUUGUAUUGUAUAUAAAUUAAUAAAUUGAUUAACAGCAA